Durusdinium trenchii is the source of this 1689-nucleotide messenger RNA. The record is from the annotation of a GenBank genome assembly. Lineage: Eukaryota; Dinophyceae; Suessiales; Symbiodiniaceae.
AUGGCCCUUCGACCGAUCUCAACGGGUGCCCGCACCAACACCACCCCAGUGUCUGGCGAGGUGUUGACGUCCUUCACGAAGGUCUCGGGCUUCGACUUCCAAUGGCCAGACGCCUUCACCGAGUUGGUGAACUGGGUCUUGCCGUAUUUCAUGAUCAUGCCCUUGACGGCUGCCUACCUCAUGGCAUGUAUGGCCACAUUACCGGGCUUGGGCCCCGAGGCCAAGCAAACCAAGAGGCAGUUGCUGACCAAUGCCUGGGCCCGAUGUAUUUGCAUGGUGUUGUUGGCCUUGCUGCCAUUUCACCUGGACACCAUCCUCAUCCCCUUCGCAUGCGUCUCUUUGGGGGACGGGAUCUAUGUCUUGGCGGAUGUGCCAUCAGUGAAGUGCAGCAGCGCGGAUGAGACCUUCAUGACAAUGUUUGGCGCAGGUUCGCUGGCCAUGUUGGUCUUUGCCACGGGCUUUAGCUGGCUGAUCUACUGCAUUUGGUGCAGUUACCAGUGGCAGCAGGGCACACGCGAUCGAAGCAACAUCCCUUUCUACGUGGCCAUGGUGGAGGUCUCCACCUUUGGGCAGCGAGGCUACACGGCAGAGGUGCGUACGCGAGUGAUGGAGAACGUGUGCGCGGUGCGCGCCUUCGACGUGUCCGCCACGAAGCUCCACGAACGAGAAGCCAAGAUGAGAGCCCGGGAGAUGCUCAAGGGCCGAGACCAUCGGGAGAAGCGCUUUGCGCCGGAGAAGGAGGAGAAGUUCAUUGACAAAAGCGGAGAGCUUGGUCAGGAUGGUUUGCAGCAAAGACUUGCAAUUACAAAGGCGAAGAAGAGAUUUCUGAAGAAGAAUACCUGGCCGUCCAAGGCGGAUGGGAAUCUGGUGACCUACGGCUGGAUCUUCUUGGUGAACACCUUACUCCGGAACCUGCUCUCCAAUGCGGCCAUCAAGCUCACGAGCCAAAAUCUGGUGGUCAUCGGCGCGGGUUUGCAGAUGCUCAUCUUCGCGCUGAAUGUCACCAUGUUGGUCUGUUUGAGCCCAUACAAGUCCCGGUUCGUGGUGAAGACAGAGUCGGUUUUGAUGGGAGUUCUCUUUAUGAUCCUUUGGUGUGCCGUUAUGAAAGAGCUCCUGGAGAGACACACGGAUAGGCACCUUUACGAAGAUAUGGUGGAGACGGUGAACACCAUCAUCACGGCCUUCGCCUUCACCCUGAUGUUCUUUGUACCCUUCGUGCCCAUGUAUUUUGUCUAUCAAGUGAUUAAGAAGGCUGGGCAGCUAGUGACAGGGCCUGAUGCUGUCUUGAACGAGAUCUACAUGACGGCGCACCAGAAGAAGAUGAAGCGUCGAAAGGAAGCCGAAAUGGCAGCUCUCAACAAGUUGGUGGAAAAGGAGGUCGACACGGACGAGAGACGUGAAAUGUUGGCCAACGUAGGACUGGUCAUGCCACAGUUGGAGACGACUCUGGCACGCUUCGAGGAAGCAGGUCUUGGAAAGUAUGUCCUUCCAGAGGUUCAAAAGAAAUAUAUGCUGCGUCUGGGGAAGCUGGCAGGGAAGAUCAACGAGGAACGCGUCUUAGCCAUUGAGGCCGAGCGCAGCCGCGAGGACGCCGACCAAGCGGCCGCGAACCUGGCGGAUGCUCGGGUUCAGAGCAGCUGGAGGAGUCAUGGGGAGUCACUUGUUGGGUGGAGACAUAGGCCAAAUUGA